This is a messenger RNA of Populus nigra (black poplar), 1651 nucleotides long. Its product is annotated as beta-amyrin 28-monooxygenase-like. Gene Ontology annotation, molecular function: heme binding; iron ion binding; monooxygenase activity. Gene Ontology annotation, biological process: sterol metabolic process. NCBI's taxonomy places the organism in Eukaryota, Viridiplantae, Streptophyta, Magnoliopsida, Malpighiales, Salicaceae. The transcript has 3 exons. Bases 37 to 1494 code for a protein of 485 amino acids. The record is from RefSeq and is a predicted model, not a curated record.
AGAACAUGUUGCAGUCUCUACCAAAGAAGCUGGAACAUGUUGCAGUACUCUCAAGAAAUGGAGACUCUCUAUUUCAUCCUUCUCCUCUUUGUCCCCAUCAUUCUCUCCCUCGUUGCCAUAAUUUACAAGCACAGAUACCACGAUAAACUCCAAAACCUUCCUCCAGGCAAUCUAGGCCUCCCUUUUGUGGGAGAGAGCCUAGAUUUCCUGUCAAAAGGAUGGAAAGGUUGCCCAGAAAACUUCAUAUUCGAUCGCAUUCGGAAAUAUUCAUCAGAAAUAUUCAAAACAAAUCUUUUUCUCCAGCCUGUAGUGAUGUUAAAUGGUGUUGCCGGAAACAAGUUCUUAUUCUCCAAUGAGAACAGACUUGUUGAAACAUGGUGGCCUGAUUUUGUGAACAGGAUAUUUCCAUCUGCAGUAGAAACGUCACCCAAAGAAGAAGCGAAAAGAAUGCGUAGGUUUUUCCCUCGAUUCUUGAAACCUGAGGCCUUGCAGAGUUAUAUAGGUACCAUGGAUAUGGUUACCAAAAGACACUUUGCCUCGGAGUGGGGAAACAAAGCAGAGGUGGUUGUCUUCCCUCUGGCAAAAAGCUACACAUUCGAGAUGGCUUGCCGCUUGUUUCUAAGUAUUGAAGAUCCCAGCCACAUAGCCAGAUUUUCCCACCCAUUCAACCAAAUAACCUCUGGUAUUUUUACCAUCCCCAUUGAUUUUCCUGGAACUCCAUUUAAUCGAGCCAUCAAGGCCUCAAAGUUAAUCAGAAUUGAGCUUUUGGCCAUUAUCAGGCAAAGAAAGAAGGAUCUUGCAGAAGGAAAGGCAUCCCCAACCCAGGACAUUUUGUCACACAUGCUGUUAAGCAAUGAUGCGGAUGGAAAGUACAUGAAUGAGGUGCAGAUUUCUGACAAGAUUCUUGCAUUAUUGAUGGGUGGACAUGAAAGCACUGCUGCUUCUUGUACUUUCAUUGUCAAAUAUCUUGCCGAGAUGCCUCAUAUCUAUGAAGCAGUUUACAAGGAGCAAGCUGAGAUCAUUAAAUCCAAAGCACCUGGUGAGUUGUUGAAUUGGGAUGACAUUCAAAAGAUGAAAUAUUCAUGGAAUGUAGCUUGUGAAACGUUGAGACUCUCACCACCGCUUAUUGGUAACUUCAAAGAAGCCAUCAAGGACUUCACAUUCAACGGGUUCUCCAUCCCGAAGGGCUGGAAGUUGUAUUGGAGUGCAAGCUCAACGCAUAAAAAUCCUGAAUACUUUUCUGAGCCUGAAAAGUUCGAUCCCAGUAGAUUUGAAGGGAAAGGACCAGCUCCUUACACGUUUAUUCCGUUUGGUGGAGGACCAAGGAUGUGCCCUGGAAAUGAAUAUGCUCGAUUAGAAAUUCUUGUUUUCAUGCAUAACUUGGUGAAGAGGUUCAAAUUUGAAAGAUUGAUUCUCGAUGAGAAGAUAGUAUUCGAUCCAACGCCAAAACCAGAAAUGGGACUUCCAGUUCGUCUGCUUCCUCACAAAGCUUGAAAUUAGAUGACGCAAAAUAUCGUCAUCAUGCUGGCCGGGAUGACCUCUUUUAAUUUUUCUUCUUCUUGUUAGUCUCCGUUUUUCUUUUUUCUUUUUUUUUUUUAAAAAGUCAUAAAUAAGAGCGUGUUUGACAGUGUGGUAAUGAUUACUUUUCAAA